GAAAACGAAAACAACAUGGACAUAGUCAAAAUAUAGACAAGCUCUACUUGUUCUGUGGUUUGUAAUGAAAAAAAUCGUACCUAAUGUGUAUGAGACUGUGAAUUAACCAACCCUGAUAGGCCAAACAAGUGCCGGAGUCAUGACGUCCCGAGUUGUGAAAUGGAAAAAGGAGUUUUCAACAAAGACAUCCAAUUCGAUGCAGAACCAAAAACAAAAAUUUAACAGACCAGCAGUGAGAAACUAGUGCUGGUUUCAUCCUCUUUAGAACAAUGGCAGACGGCGACGGAAAACUUCCCUCCGAGGAACAACAGGAGCAGGAUAUUGAGAAGGUGCCUGUGGUAUUGAAUUUCAUAGAUAACAGAUAUCACUGCAAGCUGUGUCGGAACCAUACACAAAGCAGAAAUGCAUUUGAGGAGCAUAUUGCAUCUCACUGCCUGCUCCGACCUUACGUCUGCUUCCAAUGCAAAACGACAUUCAGACUGAAGGCAGAGAUGGACAAACAUGUGCAGUUGAAUCAUAAGAACAAGAAAGUGCGGUGUGGUAUGCAAGGAAUGAAAAAAGUGGAUGAACAUAUGAAACCUUUGCUGAAACAAGGGACAGUGACAUUUGAAGGAUUCCCAAGGAAAAAAAUGGAUGGAGGUUCUGUUAGUUCUGCCGUAGUGGGUUCCAAACGGAGGUUUUCAGUGAACAAUGACAAUAAAGCUGGGGAUAAAAAGGAAACCACGGAAAAAUCUACACAAGAAUCUGAAAAUCCGUCAAAAUCUGCAGAUUCUUCUGAAAGUGUCUUGCGUGAAGACGACAACGACAAAAGUAAGGUUGAUAACGGAAGAGUAACUGGAGAGUCAGUUGCAGUUGAUGGUUCAGAAGGGGAGGCAACUCAGGAUAGGAAAACACAAGUCACCAGAGCAAUCAGUAAAACAAUUGAUCAAAGUGUGAGUGAUAAACGUGUGUCAAAAAAUACAGACCGUGUUGGUGUGAGCUCGUUGAGUGUUGGUACAAGUGCAGGGGACAUAGACAAAAAUUCUACGCAUCAAAGCGAAAUGCAAGUAAAUGUUUCAACUUGUGAACUUGGCGAGGGAACUUCUGCUUCUACGUCCAAGACUGAUGAUACAUCUAACAUUACUUCUGGGCAGAACCACAAUGUACAAUCACGCCAGCUUGAGCCUGGUUAUCUCAGUCAGAAAAAAGCAUCAAAAACUGCUAAGAUGAACUGUGAUGUCGAGGACAACAUUUUGGACAGUGAUGACAAAUCCAGACUUGGUUCUACAGUUAGUGAUACUCUACAGAGUUGCACUGGUCAAGAAGAAAGUACAUCUGCUAAACCCAAACCUACCAGUAUUUCUGAAGACAAAAACGAACAGAAAACUGUUGAAUCGGAACAAGUCUCUGAUAGACAUUUUCAAAUUAAUUCUGAACAAGACGAAAGUGAAUGUAAUUCCAGCAAUGUAAUGAAGGAUCCUGGAUGUUCAGAUUUGUCACGGAGCAGGUCUUCAGAAAAUGUGUCUCUUAUCAGUGCGAAAAGUAGCAAUGUGUCUUCGGCACAGCUAAAAUCCGGGUCAUCGGCCUAUGAAACUCAAGGAAGUGAUGAUGCUGACUCUUAUGUAUCUAGUUUAGUUUCCUCUAUCAAUUCAAAAUGUACGGAGACUUCCAAAGGUAGAGAAAAGUCAUCAGCGAUAGGAAACACUCAAAACCCGGACUUGAAUAAACAGCAGCAAAUUGUUGAUGAAAGUUUACCAGAAGAACUAAUAGUGAAGUCACAUUUACAUCAGCAGAUUACCAGGGUAACACCUCCUGAAUCUAAUAUGGCAGCAAAUGUUUUGACUGAAAGUGAAACUUCAAUAAAUCUCCUACCUCAACCUACUGAUUUGGCAAAAUUUCAGUCACCAGUGCAAAGUAAAACCCUGCAGAUGGCUUCUGGUCCAAACACACAUUCUAGCAUUUCAUCUGCAGAAAAAAUAUUGGUUAUGCAACAAUCAGGAGACAAGAGCUAUGGAAAAUAUAAACCAGUGGAAGUUUGUAGUUCAAACUCCCCUCUAACGGACAGUUUACCUCAGAUUUCUGAUGCUGAAAUAUCUGUUCCCCUGAAAGAAACGUCAGCUUUUACAACAAAGAAAAGCAAUUGUGUCCUACCAACGUCCAAAGAGGAGAAUCUGCAUACGCAGGAGGAAAUCCCGGAAGUUUCUGUAUUAAGGGGAGACAGCAAUCAGGAAAAGGAGGGAACACAUGAAGAGAAGGAAUCUAACACACAUUCCACGAAUUACGUCCGAGAUUUGAGUGAGAUAUCUUCAGAUACAAAAAUUGAUGAACAAGUAAGGUCACCAGUGUCGGGUCCGCCGCGGGAUAAAGGGCAAGAGCUCGCUGCUGCAACUAGUGAAGAUGCUCGAGACGGACACGGGAGACAAGAUGAAGCCAAUAAAGAUCUGCCACUGACACAGGAAGGACAACUCAAUGCUGCAACUGACCAAAGUCUUCCACAGCGACAGGAAAUCAUUUCUGCAGCUGCACAGGAUCACCUGAUAUUGCCCACUGCUGCAACUGACAAAGGUCAUACAAGGGAUAAGACAAGACAUCUCACGACUACAGUUGAUCAAAUUUCUGAGCAAGAUCAGCAGGAUCAAUCUACUGCAAAAACUUGUAAAGAUUCUCCAACACAGUCUCCAGGAAAUCAGCUUAAUGCUGCAGCUGACAAAGGUCCUACAGGGGAUAAGACAAGACAUCUCACGACUACAGUUGAUCAAAUUUCUGAGCAAGAUCAGCAGGACCAAUCUACUGCAACAACUUGUAAAGAGACUCCACAGUCUCCAGGAAAUCAGCUCAAUGCUGCAACUGACAAAGGUCUUACAAUGGAUAAGACAAGACAUCUCACGACUACAGUUGAUCAAAUUUCUGAGCAAGAUCAGAAGGACCAAUCUACUGCAACAACUUGUAAACAUUCUCCACCACAGUCUCCAGGAAAUCAGCUUAAUGCUGCAGCUGACAAAGGUCUUACAAUGGAUAAGUCAAGACAUCUCACGACUACAGUUGAUCAAAUUUCUGAGCAAGAUCAGCAGGACCAAUCUACUGCAACAACUUGUAAAGAGACUCCACAGUCUCCAGGAAAUCAGCUCAAUGCUGCAACUGACAAAGGUGGUGGAUAUGAUCAGGGGCGAUUACUCACCUCUACAGCUAAUAAUGGAACACCACAGGUUGAGGGGAGAACAGAUAUUUCUUCAGCAGAUGAAGGUUCUCUACAGGAGCAGGGACAGGAAGUCACUUCUUCAAUGGAUAAAGAUCCUCAACAGGAAAAAGAGACAUCAGUUAUUUCGGAAACUGACAAACAUGCACCAAUCAAUCAAUUGAGACAACCCAUUGAUGCAACUGAUACAAAUUAUCCACCAGAACAACAGGAACAACACACUACUGCAAGUGAUAAAGAUUCCCUAUUGACUAAGCAACACCAAUCCAUUUCUACAAUUGAUACGGAUCUCACACAGAAUCAGGUGAUAUUACCCACUGAAGCAGGUAACAAAAAUCCUCUACAUGAACAGGGGAGAUCACUCACAGCUCAAACCGACAACGAGACUGUACUGUUGGAGGGGAGGCAACUUGAUUCUUCAAUCAAUAAAGGUUCUCUGCAGAAUCAGGGGAGACUACUGACUACUGCAGCUGGUACAUGUCUUACACAGGAUCAAGGGCCGCAAAUCAUCGCUGUAACUGAUAAAGAUCAUCCACAUGAUCAGGGAAGCGUAUUAGCUUCUACAAUUGACAAAGAUUCACCGCUCGCUGAGGAUAGACAGCUUGGUGCUGCAUCAGGCGGGGAUUCUUCAGAGGAACAGGGGAGAUUACCCACUACAACAGUUGACAGAAACUUAAUUCCAUUGGAAAGUUCUUCUCAGAAAGUAGAAAGGGAUGACCAACCUUUCAACGAAGACAUUGAUUCUAGUGAAGAGAAUAUGAUUGCAGCACCCUCAGAGAAUGUGACUGAAGUGUCGGAUGGUUCUGCUAGAGAAUACCCUGACAAACAGGAACUAAAGGAAAAAGAGCCAACUAACCCAUCAUCAGUGGACAGAAACAGUGUUUUUACACAGCCAUUGACAUCUACGAAACCAUCAGGGGCUAGUGACUCCCAGAGCAUGAGCUCUGAUGAGGAUUUCCACUUCUCACAGGAAAGUUACAGUGAAAUGCUCACAGUUAGUGAUGAAAAUGAAUGGAUAGUGAAAUCCAACCUGUCUACAUUGCACUACUCGGGAACGCAUGCUGCCAAUUAUAUAAGUUCAGACAGCAAGUCUUCUUCAGAACUCAAAUCUGCUGCUGGCGAACGUCCUUCUGUAGGUAAACAGCUUCCAGAUUCAAGUGAUCAAUCAUCAACAACAGCAGUGCCUUCUACAUUGAAGGAAAAAGGCAACAGUUCUCCAAAAUUCAAAACCAUGUUAGAAAGGAAUGUAUAUCAGCAACGAACUACCACUGCCAAACAUCCAGUUAGUAGACAGGGGACAAGUGAUAAUCCUCAGCCAGUCCAGAAAAAACAGGACACGCAAGAAAGGGACCCAGAACUUGAAAAACUCAAGCAAAUCCAGGUCCAAGGACCUUCUGCCUUGGUGCAACAAAAACCACAAGAUGGGAACCAGCCACAGGGCAGAGGUCUUUCUCCAGUCCCUCAACAAACCCAGGUACAGGUUGUGAACCAGCCACAGGGCAGAGGUCUUUCUCCAGUCCCUCAACAAACCCAGGGACAGGUUGUGAACCAGCCACAGGUCAGAGGUUUUUCUCCAGUCCCUCAACAAGCCCAGGUACAGAUUGUGAACAUGCCACAGGUCAGAGGUCUUUCUCCAGUCCCUCAACAAACCCAGGUACAGAUUGUGAACAUGCCACAGGUCAGAGGUCCUUCUCCAGUCCCUCAACAAACCCAGGUACAGGUUGUGAACCAGCCACAGGUCAGAGGUCCUUUUCCAGUCCCUCAACAAACCCAGGUACAGGGUGUGAAUCAGCCACAGGGCAGAGGUCCUUCUCCAGUCCCUCAACAACAAACCCAGGUACAGGGUGUGAACCAGCCACAGGGCAGAGGUCCUUCUCUAGGCCCUCAACAACAAAGACAAGUACAGGAUGGCAAUCCUACAGUGGUCAGGAGUCCUUCUCCUGUUUAUGCUCAACAACAGACUCAAGCUGUGAUAGAUGUGAAUGAUUAUGUUUUGCAGGAACAUGAAAAAAUCAUGGCUGCAAGGAUGAGUAUAUUUAAUCUGACACAACCCCGAGAGCGAUUAGGCAUUACUUCAACUGCACCGAACAACAGUAGUGUGAGUAACUUGAAUAUGUUACAAACUAACAAUCCUUCUCCACAAUCGAUGUCCUGCCAAGUUGUGGGAACACCCAUGGCAUCAAAUCAGGUCCGCCAGAGUAGAGCGUCCCUACCGUCCCCAAGACAACCUGUCGGCCAGUUUAUGGCCAUUGUACCAGAGACAAGCAUGGCCACAGGCAUCAGAGUAGGACCUCUCAAUACAAUGCAACAAGUCAGAAUACAGGGUAAUACAAACCGUCAGCAGUCAGGAUUACCUUUUCAGCUGUCGUCGUUUCCACAGAUCCUCGGUGUUGCACCAGCAGGAUUUCCCAACAGUAAUCCAGCAAUUCAGCCGAAUAUUUUACAAAUGCAACAGCAGGGAUUGUUACCACAACAAGCUAAUCUGGUCCAAGGUGUUCCUCAGGGGCAAACAACUCUUGUUUCACAGCAAGUUCCUGGAAUUAUUGGAAGGAUGCCAGGUGGAAUAGUGAUAUCAUCGCAGGCUCGUGGAUUCAUUCCACCUUAUAUCCUAUCGCAGGAUGGAACACUACGAUCUACACAAUUUGCAAACAGCACCAUUGUUCAAACCCAGGCUCAGGUUGGGAGCCAGACACAGGUCAGGGGUCGUUCUCCUGUGUCGAUGCAGCAACAAACCCAGACUCAGAGUGGGAACCAGAAACAGGUCAGAGGACCUUCUCCUGUGUCGCUGCAACAACAGACUCAGAGUGGAAGCCAGACACAGGUCAGAGGUCCUUCUCCUGUUUCGGUGCAGUCAAAAGAAUCUGCUAAACCUGUAGGGAAAAUAUCUAAGCUGACAUCUCUCAAAGCAAAUAUCAAAAUUGCUGAACUGUUUCGAAAAUCAAGGGGAGAUAAGCAGUUACAGAAUACAGAAUCGCCACAAGUAGCUGAGCCUGCAGUAAGCGAUACACAAACCAGUAGCAUACAACCAGAUACAGAAACUGCAACUGUAAAACCAGAUACAGGAAAUGUGACAGAGCAACCAGUAUCAGCUAACGUUAAAAAGAAAGGUAAAGGAAAUUUUCGGAAAGUUGGGCCUGAUUACCUGUGUAUUUCUUGCAAGAUAGAAACACAGUCUGAAAAAGACUUCUGUCGCCAUAUUUGGACACAUUUCCACAUCGCACGGAACCUAUGUACUGGAUGUCGAUCUUCUGCAGAAAACAGUUCAAAAUGCCAGCUUGUAAUGAGUGUGAUCGACGGUCUCAAGUAUGGGUGCUCUGUCGGCUCAUCCGAUGCUGAACCUAUUCAGAUCAAAACUGAACCAGAUGACGAUGACGACGUAGUCCUUGUGGAACACAUCCCACCUCCAAAGAAAGCGAGACAUUCCACCAUGGCAAUUAAACAGGAGGCCACUCAAAUUGCUUCAUCCAAAAACAGAGCAGAUGUGUCUGUAACACGAGAAAGGGAAACAACAGUUCAGGAGAUGGUUAGCUCGGACUGUACAACAGAAUCUAGUCGACAAGAAACGACAUCAGGUGUCUUUUCUGCUGAGGCUGAGCAAAGAGAUGAGAUUGCCCUAAAAGAUUGUCAAAAGGAAUCUUGGGGAACAAGGUCCUCGUUGGGCGACGAGACAGCUGGUACAUCUAUGAACACGGAGUCUGCAGCACAAGGGAAAAGUUUAGAUGCUGAAGCUGAGGUGAUGAAAGACAAUUCCUCUACAGUAACCACAGACACUGUCAGCACACUUAACACUGUCAGCAACAAGGAAGAUCGUGCGUCAGCAAGUAGACUUGUUGUUGGUGAGAGUGGUCGAAAAUUAAUAUGUCAGUUUAUUGCGAGGAAAAAAGACCAAGCAAAACAAACUAAGUCUAGUACGGCAGAGAGUGAAAACGUCCGUACCGAUCAGUCUGUAUCAACUGCAGAACUCAUGGUUAGUGAGAGCGGUGGGAACAGGUCUAUUCCAGGGGAACACCAGGGAAAACGAACCGAGUCAACGGAGAGUGAAAACACCAGUACCAAUCAAUCUGAAAACACCAGUACCACCAAUCAAUCUGAAAACACCAGUACCACUCAAUCUGAAAACACCAGUACCAUUCAAUCUGAAAACACCAGUACCAAUCAAUCUGUUGCUCAGAGUGCCGAAGUUGAUCUAAGUCCUAUACCAUUAGAAAGAACCACAGGUAACUUCUACGUUUGUGGCGGGUUUGAUUUGUGUCAGUUCAGCUGCCUGACUAUAGCCGACUUCUACAAGCACAUGUCUUCUGUACACAAAUCCGCUGUGUCGUUUUUGUGUGUUCACUGUGGAUGUUUAUGUCCUUCCCCUCAGCUGCUGAUGCGCCAUCUGAACUCGCAUCUGAAAAAAACAGCCCUUUUCUUCUCUUGUUGCAUCAGUGGCUGCAGAUUUCAGACGAAUCUUCUGCAUGGCUACAGUUCUCAUUUAGGGACGGUCCAUUCGCGAUGUACCACCUUAAGUUGCCCUUUCUGUGAGACAUGUUUCACAUCGGUCAACCUCUUAAUUCAGCACAUUCAGGAGAAUACUUUAAAGUUUGUGAAGUGUCCACACUGUAAAGUCGCAGACACAGAUGUCACGCUCAUCAAACGGCAUUUGGCGUCGACCCAUCCCAGCGAAUCUCGCCGCGUGAUGGUAGCUUGUGAACUUGUAUGUAAAGAAAGACUGAAAAACAAUUUCCGGGAAAGAACCGCCACGAACGAAUCUUCUACUACUCCGUCUGCAGGGAAUGACACAUAUGUGAUGGAGGUACCAAAGCAAGCCGAUACGACUGUUCAAACAUUUGAGCGACUGUCUGAUACAUCUGACGAAGAGGAGGUUAUAAGGGCAAAUGAGAAUCAACAACCAGCCGAGGCACCGGACAAUGCAGUAAGCUCAAGACCAUCGUUGUCACUGAAAAUCCAAGCAACAGUGGUACGUGAGAUUUCGGCGUGUGAUUCUACCGUGUCGCCAACACCUUCUCCGUCGCACUUGGACGGUUCAGCUACCGAGGAGGAUCCACAUUCGUCUGAUGUGGACAGCACUGUAUCCACCAGACUGCAAAAAUGUUACCAGUGUUCCUUCACAAGCAAAGGGAAGAUUUCUAUGGUGCGCCAUGAGAAAAUUCACACCAUGAAAUGUCGAGACGAAAAAGUGUUUGCGUGCCCUCUUUGUCCAGACGGCAUGGCAACGAUACAGUUGUUCCGUGAUCAUAUGAAGAAUCAUAUUGGGAAUCAUAGUGUGACUAUGUACUACUGUGACCUCUGUCAGAUCGCCGCGAACAAACGGGAGACGAUUCUAACCCAUGGCAGGCAGCUCCAUAGUGAAUUUAAUGAAACCACUGACAUCUCGACGCGCGAUAUGAAGUUUUCAUUCCAGGGUUUUGUGUGUGACAAAUGUGAUUAUUGUACAACAAGCCAGACAGUUUACGAUAAACAUGUCGAAACACACGUGGAGGAGAAUCCCCCGACGCGAAAAAUGUCGGUGGAUCAAAAGUGUCCGUACUGCAUCUACCAUACACAAGAUGAAGUUACGUAUGAUCUACAUAUCACAAACAUGCACCAGAAACAGCUAAAUAAGGAAAAAAGGAAUCGGAAAUCUUCAUUGGAGUGUGACAAUUCAAAACGUUUGAAAUCUGUGCCUAAUGAAUCAGAAUCUGCAAAUCCAUCCAGUCCAUCAAUCAAUUCUUUUGAAAACCUUCCGGACAAAGCAAGCGUAUCCAGCACAGCAACGGAGCAAUCACAUGAUCAUAAUGACCAAUCAGAAACGUCGACAUCCAUGAUGUCUCAGGAAAAUGUAUCUCGGUCACAAUCCAAAUCAAACGAUUUGUAUCAAAACCAGGUGGCCAAGAGAUAUCGCUGCUGUGAAUGUCCCAAAGGUUUCUCCUCGACGGAUCAGUUAAAAAUACACCUGGAAUUUCAUGCCAAUAUAACAAAGCAAAACUACGAAAUAAAGUUGUUGAGGUGUUCUCACUGUGAUUACUCCACCACAGAGAGGCUGUGGCUAGAACGACACAACCGCCAACAACACAAGAACAGCUCAAAGUCAACGAAGCAGCGAAGGGAGGUAAUCCAUGUAGGCCAGGGAACGACGAAGACAUCGAACACAUCUCGGAAGGUUAUACAACCAGCAGUGGACAAAAAGGCGUUCUUGAUUCCUGUACAAUCAACUUUCUCUCAACCAGUCGCGUGCUGCGAGUGCGACUUCUCUACAAGAGACCGUGCCAGUUUAGUUAUCCAUGUCACCAAUCAUGCAACGCUGUACCCACGUUUUGAGGACUCUACUGAUUCAGCAGAGGAGAAAGAGAAAGAAGACUCUGUAACUGGCCAGGAGGAAAGGAUUGACGAUACAAAUGAUGUUGAUAAAAACAGCAAGAAAUCGGACAGCAAGAACUUGUCACUAGAUACUCCUUUCCGCUCGCAAUCUGGGAAUCUUGUUUCUGAGGAUUCUGAACAGGAAGUGAUUGAUUUGUUGACUGAUGAAAGUACUGAUGAGUAUGAAAAAGACGAAAAAGACGAAUCGCAGACGGAUGGGGAACAGCAGUUUGUUGGAUCAAACAGAAACACAUCUCAGAAAACCACUAUGUCCGCAACUAAAUUGAGCAGCAGAUCUGACAAAGUUGCCACAUCAGCACACAAAUCAAUAAGCGACUCGGACGAAGUCACAGGAAGUACGUCUCAGGAAGAGAUGGCUGAGGCAGCUACACUUCGCCCACAAAGAAAGAGUCAAGACUGUGACAGCCUGUUCAGGCUUGGAGGCGACCUGUUACAUGUCAAACUGAAGCCUUGCUUCUCACAAGAAAAGGAUAACAUGUUUCUGUGCGAACUUUGCAGCAGCCACGGCCCGUCUCGUGACAAAUACGAAUUUCACAAACAUUUGCUGACGCACAUGAACCUUUGGUUUUACAUGUGUGGCUACUGUGACUUUCAUUGUUUUGAGCAGUCGGCCAUGACAAGUCACUCGACUAAACUUCACAGGAACCGUCCCUACCAAAUCUUGAAAAUGGAAGUGGAGGAUUUCAGAAAUAGGAUCAAUGAGAUAAUUCACUGCAGAAAGGCGGGAAUAUCUAUGUCAUCGCUGAUCAACACCACCCCUCAAGAGUCUCGUAAGAGUAGGGCGGAGGAAGACAUCAAGGACGCAAGAGGACAUACCAGUAACUCAAAAGGGGACCCAGACAGCGCUAGCAAGUCCCAACCACAAAAUACAUCAUGUGUGGAAAGGUCAAAGGGAGUUGGCAAGAGCUCACCUGAAAAAGACUCGGUGCUUGGGUCAGAGAAAAGUUUGAAUUCACAGAAAACAUCUGGUAUUGGAAAAGUCACUACUGUUGGUGCAUUUCACAAGUGUUCAGUAUGUGGUUUUAAGUCUAAGGACAGGAAUGCUGUUGUCCGACACUUGGGAGUUCAUUCUCAGGUCAACAAAGACCAUUGUCAACAUUGUCCGUUUCAAUCGUCCGUCGCUGGAGAUCUUAGUCUGCACAUGGCCAAAAGGCAUCCGGAAACAUGCAAGGAAAAACCAAGCAAGACUCCAUGUUCCCGCGAACUCAAAGAAUUGCUGGAUGACCAGAAUUCAAAAUCAGCACGGAAAGAUUUAUCUCCAAAUCAGGGUGAAAACAGAACCAGUUCAAUAAGUAAUCAAAGCACAGGAAAAAUCAGUUUGUCUGCCUCGGAAAAAUCAACUGUCAGUAGGACCAGUCCAAAUGUUGGCAAGAAAAGCUUGUCUGUCCUCAAGACUCCUAAGGUCAGUAGAAGUUUGUCUCCCCUACAACAGAAGGGUGCUGUGAAAACCAUUUUCAGACAUAAUGUGAAGAAGAGAACAGGUUUAUACAAGUGUAACUUUUGUCGUUAUUGCUCAAAAUGGGGAAGCAAUAUGGGCCGUCACAUGCAGUGUAGGCACAAUGUGAAGAUCAUUUCUAAGGAGACUGCAGCGACUAACUGCAACAAAAGGAAAGAAGAUGCUGAGAGCAACGAUGUGGAGAGUAGCAAUGCGGAAAGUGAUGACGCGGAGAGUAGUGAUGCAGAAAGUGAUGAUGCGGAAAUUAACGAUGCAGAAAGUGAUGAUGUGGAGAGUAGCGAUGCAGAAAGUGAUGAUGUGGAGAGUGGCGAUGUGGAGAAUAGCGAUGUGGAGAAUAGCGAUGCCAAAAGUGAUGAAACAGAGAUUGAUGAUGCAGAGAGUGAUGAUAAGGAAAGUGAUAACACUCAGGAUGGUAAAAAGGGUCAACGGAAGCCGGUACUCUACACUUGUGAGGUCAAGGUCAAUGCUGAAGGACAUUUCCAGUGCCCUCUGUGUACCGCGAUCCUCCAGUUUAAAUCCAACAUGUACCGACAUGCCUUAGAGGUCCACAAGGCUGACAUCAAGGAAGGCUAUACCUGCCUGUACUGUAAGAAGGACUUCAGGCUGAGAACGCCUUUUCUUAAUCAUUUCAAAACAGAAAAAUGUGACAAACCCUGGUUUCUGUGUACAGCAAGGUUUUGCACAGUUGUUUGCCUCGAUCGACAGAAGUCUAUAAACCACAUGCAGAAAGAACAUUCGUCAAAGAAAAAACCUAUAGUAUUAAAUACAAGGAAAAUGAAACUAGAGAAAUGUCUGAUCAAAGGGAACCUGUUGCAUCGUGUAAAUCGACAAGGAAGACCGUCCGGCAAAAAGGACGAAAAAGCAACCAGUAAAAAGGACGAAAAAUUACCAAGUAAAAAGGUCGAAACAGCAACUAGUAAAAAGGAGGAAAAAUCACCAAAUAAAAAGUAUGAAAAACCACUCAGUAAAAAGGACAAAAGAGCACCCAGCAAUUUGUGUUACACAAAGUCACCGGAGAUGAGAGAUGUGCACUGCGGAAGUUGCGGCCAGGAAAGGAACGGCUGUUUUGCCUACCAGCUUCACUGUAAUAACAAACAUUCGGCACAGGCUUUCUGCUGCUUCUUCUGCAAAAAGUUCGCAACAAUAUCUGUGCGUCACAUGAUGUUCCACACGAUGGACGUCCACAAGGAGAAGGUUCUCAAGUUUUAUCACAUACCAAAGAAGGAGGAGCAUACCAAAAUUGCAUACAAGUUCAAGGCCGAAUUUAAAGGAAAGAAAGCCAAAUCAAACAAAAUUGUUAUAUUAAUUAAUCGUUUCUUUGACAGUACGAGAAAAGUGAAAUCUCCAGAGAAACCGAAAAAUGCAACAGCCUCACCUAAACAGAAAAAGACUUCCGGUUUUGAGAAACCAAAGAAGAAACAAACGUCUUCAGUUUCGAGUUACGCGAGUGAGGAUAAAGGCAAUUACAAGUGUAUGGCGGUCAAGGGCUGCGGUUUUGCGUCCCCCAAGUACGAUACCAUUCAGAUACACAUUCAAAGACACUUAAACUAUAAACCGUACAAAUGUGAAAUAUGUGGUCUGCAGUUUUAUAUGGAGCAGUAUGCUAAAAUGCACCACACCAAGGUCCACUAUUACGAAAAGGCUAGCAUCACUGUUAAACGCACAGCUGCCACUGACGAGAAAAUAACCAGGCUCAUAAGGAAAGGCGAACCCCACUACUUUGAAAAUAAGGAAUUUACUGUAGACGACGCCAAGAAAUUGAGGAAUGGGCCAAAGCGUCUUUACAAAGAACUGCGAGGGAAAACGACGUCCUGGAGGUGUGUUGAAUGUAAAUUUGAGACAAAGUCCAGGAAAAUAAUUACCGACCACGUCUACAAACAUUUACCUAAGAUCUACAAGUGUCCUUUCUGUAAACACACUGGCUAUCCCAGGUACACAGUGGUGGAUCACAUGACAAGGGUCCAUCCGACUGAAAAUGUAGCAACCCCAGUCAUUAACCUGCUCGACAAACCAUACAAAAAAAAGGCAACAAAAGACAGCUCAAGUGAGUCUAGUCCGGCGUCAAACACGUCAUCAGAAUCCUCCGACACCGACGUGUAUUCCGGUGCUGAAGAAGAAAACGUGCCAAGGGCGAAGCGUGUUACUGCCAAGGCCUCAAGUAUUCCCGACCAAAUCCUGGAGUCCUCAGACUCGGACAUCGCUCAACCCAUUCAAACACCAAAAACUAAAACAGCCACAAUAAGGAAAAGGGCGAGAAUUUCAUCAGAUUCCGACGAUGAAAAUGAGGCUUUUGAAAGGAAAACGAAACGUCAAAAACAAAACAGGUCAACCUCAAAGUCAUCUAAGACACAACGUCUUAGCUCUGAUAGUGACGAGAAGACAGAGGAGAGUGAAGAGGAAGAAGAAACCUCUACCUCAGAUCAAGACACUGAUGAAUCUUCCUCAUCUGAUGGUACUGAUGAUGAAGACGACAACAAUGAGGAGGAGGAAGUUAUGGUACCACAUCGAAGAAAACGUCAUCGACCCCUGACUGACGGUUCAAGUGAUGAAAUAGAUCAUGGGCUGACACGCUACUUCUGCCACCAGUGUUGUUUCCGUAGUGAAGAUCUUAAAGUCUACUGCCGCCACCUGGUGACCCACGGAGGUUAUAACCAGUUGUGUCCCCAUCAUCUUCCAGAAAACCUUCGGAGACCCGUGGAAGAGGAACUUGGACGACUCGUGGACGGAACGGCACGGAAUGAGGGGACCACUUUCUGCUGUGCGUACUGUAGUUUCAUGGCCGCCACCUCGUUCCGCGUGAAGCAGCACAUCACCAAGCGCCACCCUGACCACUACACAGACUACAUGGAAAUCCACACGAAACAUCAGAGGUCAGAGGUCAUGGUGGUUGCCAUGCAACCUUCCAUAAUCAUGACAGACAUUUGUAAAAUGGACCUUAUGGAUUUAGCCAUGAUGUUGGCUCAUGAAGGCGUAAGAAUGAACAGUGGAAAAAAUCAUGAGUGUCAAGAUGAAGGGUCAGAAACUGGUGCCACUUGCGCAGGCAGUUCUGGCGAAAAGAAGAGGAAAAAAAUCAGCAUCAUGAGGCCAUCAAAGUAUUACAAAAAGUCUGGUUCCCAUACAAAUGUCCACCAGAAUGAUGUCCUCACAGAUGACAAGGGUAAUGAGAGUUUGUCUGACGCGAGGACGGGGCGAAGGACAGAGGAGAUGAUGGAUGCGGAGGAAGGACCUUCGUCUAGAAAUCAGGAUCUCUCAUCAGGGGAGGCAGAACAACCCCAGAACAUAUUCACUGCACUGGUAAAACUAACACAGGAGGACAGAACUGUGAAUCGGGGGUUUGAGAAUGUUUUAGCGGAGUUUCUAUUGGCUGAAGAAAAAACGGGCACCGAUUCCUCAAGGAUAGUGAAUGUGAAUGAUAAGGAUGAAAUGGAUGUUCCCAAGUCAUCAGGAACUGGCAAAGAUUCUUCGGGAAGUGGAAAAAGUUCUUCAGAGAGUAAAGUUGAAUCCACAAAAAAUCUUUCGUUGUCUUCAACAGUUGAAGAACAUCUCCCUAAAGAUGAAAAUAAUGUGUUAGAAAUUGACAAUAGUUCCAUAACUACUGAAGGAAGUUCUUUAGAAAGUCCAGAAAAUUCCUUUGAACCCAAACCAACAGACACGUAUGAAGAUAUAUCGGAGUGUAGUGACGGGUCCGAAGGUCAGUCCGACCGUCUUGGGGGUCAUCAAACUUCCACGGACGUUAGGGACAAAGGUCAGACAGCUACGGACGAUGUUUGGCUGACCGCUGUGAGCAGCACCACUGACAAUGUGGACGUUGCAGACGGGUAUUCGGACGUGUCUGACUGUACUGAUUCCAUUCUUAUACAGGAUGACAAUUUGUGUGAGGAAUUACCAGAAGCAUCAGAGGUCCCGAACACAGCACUGGACAACAAUUUCUGUGAGGCAACAUCAUACCCGUCAUCAACACUGGCAACAAAAUCAAGAAAGAGCUGUGAUAAGGAAAUAUCCUCUGUAGGGGGCGAUAUGAGGUCUCCGUCGCAAUGUGUCUCCACGGAAACAGAUGUUGAUGGAGGACGUUCGAAGGAUACACAAGGCAAGGUUAAUGACGACUCAGCAAGGACACAGGAAAAGAAUUCAGUUACAGCUAAGGGAAAUAACUCCGAGCAGCAUUUAGCAUUGUCAGAGACCUCACAGACGUCCAAGGGAGAUAACUCCUUGUCAUCAGAGAUCACGGGUGACAAUGUGAUGUCCAGUAUUGACAGUAUGCUGGAUAGUUUGUCGGACAUCCGACAGACGCAUGUUGCAGAGUCAACUGUCAAGCAUUCAGCUGAUAAGGACAAGUCUGUCAAACAUCUAACCGACCAGGAAAAGCCAGACAAUAGUAGUAGUGUCUUGUCCUCGCUUGAAUCCCAGGACUCGGACAAUGAGUCCUGUCUUUCUAUCGGAUUUGAGGUGAACACUGACUCACAGGAACUGUAGUGGAACCACAGGACGACUGUGAGAAUAUGUCGGGUGGGAGUACAAGGCGAAAUCCUACAGUCAAGCAGCAUCAUGCAAUGCAGUGUUAAUUACUGGGCACGAACAAGUUUAACUCAUUCAUCCAUGACAUUUCAUAAUGAUCUAUUCCAACCUUUGAAUUGGAAGAGUUCAAAUAUAUCUCAAGGGGUGAAUGAGUUUAAUAGUCAAUAUUUGUAUGAGAUUACCCGAUUUCAGUUCUUACUGUUUGUGUUGAAAUGUACCGGUUAAAUAAUGAUCUAAGGACUUCUAAGGUCGGGGAAAUAUUGUUAACAUGUUUUAGCCGUUUUAUUGUGAACAUUUUUGCUGAUGAUUUUCAAUGCAAGCUGAUCAAUACUCAACAGGUAGUUGAAUGUUUUAGCUGAUGCAUCAAGGAGUGAUUGUAAUUACAUGCAUGCCUUAUAAUUAUUCCUACAUGCAUUUCAACCAAUUUGAACUGUUUCACAUGUCAAAUGUGUUGUGUUUACUGAAACUAAAUACAUUUUAUUGGCAAAUUUACCCAACAGACCACCCCUGUGUAGACAAGUCUGAAUUUUUCUGACGUUUUAUCGACUUUUUUUAUAUCGGUCUAUCGUCAAUUCCAGCCCUCUAUAAUAUGCAGGAAAU
This is a messenger RNA of Mizuhopecten yessoensis (Yesso scallop), 16106 nucleotides long. RefSeq lists its product as uncharacterized. Gene Ontology annotation, biological process: regulation of transcription by RNA polymerase II. Gene Ontology annotation, molecular function: DNA-binding transcription factor activity, RNA polymerase II-specific; RNA polymerase II transcription regulatory region sequence-specific DNA binding. Gene Ontology annotation, cellular component: nucleus. The transcript has 6 exons. Lineage: Eukaryota; Metazoa; Mollusca; Bivalvia; Pectinida; Pectinidae. The coding region runs from base 270 to 15464 and encodes 5064 amino acids. The record is from RefSeq and is a predicted model, not a curated record.